Molecule: messenger RNA, 1395 nt
Organism: Arxiozyma heterogenica
Lineage: Eukaryota; Fungi; Ascomycota; Saccharomycetes; Saccharomycetales; Saccharomycetaceae
Gene: MSS51
Product: Mss51p
Exons: 1
Coding region: 1-1395 (464 amino acids)
Biological process (GO): mitochondrial respiratory chain complex IV assembly
Source: RefSeq, a predicted model, not a curated record
AUGUUUUCCACUAAAAGUAUGUAUUUAGGAAAACAAACGUUGACACCUACCUCUAUAUCUCUUACUUAUUCUUUUUUCUCCUUUAAAAUAAGAAAUUAUGUUUCAAGACGUUAUCUGAUGGGUUUUGUUAGGAAUGCUUUGGGUCUAGAGCCUCCACCAUCUCCCACUGAUCCAACUCCAGAGAAUAGAUUUCAUCCAUGGGAUCAAUCUCCAUGUGAAGCUUUAAGAGAAAGAGCAGCAAGAAUCAAAGCUUUGGCACAAUGCCCUGUAACUGGGAAAAACGUUCAAUACAUAUGCCCUUUAUCUGGUAUUCCAACUCAUCAUUCGAGAGAGGCAUGGUCAUGUGAUAAAUAUUAUCAUGAUAAUAAAAUAUAUGAAUUAUUGAAGAAAGUUAACAUAUAUGAACAUGACCUAAGGAGUGGUAGACCAUUCCCUGAAUUUGAAUUUCCACAAGAACAAGGGUUUGAUAGGAUGGUCAAUAUGACUAAUUGGGAUCUAUUUUUUUACACACGAGGAUUCUACUCGAUGGAUACCGAAUUUCAAUUAGCUGCUGUUACAAAAAUGUUAAGUUAUCCAAUUACCAUAGCCUCUCUUUUAUCUCAGUUCUCCCCGUAUUCAUUAAAUCCAAAAGGUCCAAUAACUUUAGAAGGUCUCAAAUCUUUGGCUGCUUUAAGGUAUACAUUAUAUUCCAACCAGGGAAACUAUAAAUAUAGUAAUGAUAGUACCCGUAGAAAUAACACUACUUCUUUUUUAAAUGGAUAUGAUUCAUAUAACACCAAUUCUUUAUUGAAGAAUAGAGCAAUGAGAUUGUUUAUUGUUGGUGCAAGGGCCGAAUCCCAACUACCUGGUCACGUUUGGAAGCAAUUACAAUACCUUUUCACAAAUCAAAAGUUUGAUAUCAUAUUUAUCGGGCCAGAGUGUUAUUUUGAUAAAAAUAAACAGGAAUACACUAAAUUGCCAAUGGAAUCUCCGCCAAUUAUAAACAAGAUCGAUGAAUCUUUAAGAUUAAUCUACUAUACAGAUUAUUUCCAUACAUUCCACGAAUCCCAGGAGUUCUUUCCAUAUGAUCCAUAUUUUGAUUGUUUCUUUACUUUCCAUCCCGGGUUUGCAUCUCCAGAAAAUGCAGACCAUUGGGUCAAUAAAACUAUUCCUGCUUUAUUAGACACUAAGUGUGCAAUUUUCACCACCGGAUUUGAUAAGAAUGAUUUAAUGAAUGAUAUGAAUCUGUUAGAAAACAAGUUUAGUCCAGAGAUGGAUAUCUUAAUGGAUCCUAUUAAAAAUAUAUUCGGUAGUACUAAAUGGGAAUUAAAUGAUUUGAAUCCACAUGAAGUUUAUCGUUUUAAUAUGUAUAUUGCUGGAUUUAGAGGCAAAAGAUAUCAUACUAUUGAAAAAUAA